AUGGUUCAAUCUGAGGAAGUACGAAAAGGACCAUGGACAGAACAAGAAGACUUCAAAUUGGUGUCUUUUGUUGGAUUAUUUGGAGACAGAAGAUGGGACUUUAUUGCUAAGGUAUCAGGUUUGAAUAGAACUGGUAAGAGUUGUAGGUUAAGAUGGGUUAACUAUCUUCAUCCUGGUCUCAAACGUGGUAAAAUGACUCCUCAUGAAGAACGUCUUGUCCUUGAACUUCAAUCCAAAUGGGGAAAUAGGUGGUCGAGAAUUGCUCGAAAGUUACCUGGACGAACGGAUAAUGAGAUAAAGAAUUACUGGAGAACUCACAUGAGGAAGAAAGCUCAGGACAAAAAGAGAAACUCGUCAGCUCCAUCUAUAGAACAUCAUGUUUCAAAAGAUGCAGAAGAAACAAGCUUUUAUGACACAGGAGGAUCAACACAAGUUAAACAGCAUGAACAAGAAGAGAUUUCAAUGGAUGAUAUAUGGAAAGACAUUGAUAUAUCAGAAGAGAAUAGUGUUCUUCAGAAUGAAGAAUUUUGCAAUGAUAAUGCUAAUAAUAAAAAUAACAUAUCAUGGGAGUAUAAUUCCUCAAACUCACUAUGGGUGAUGGAUGAAGAAAGUGUGUUAUUCCCAAAGAGUGAUGACCCUUAUUUUUCUCACUAUGCUAAUUACUAA
Molecule: messenger RNA, 666 nt
Organism: Lathyrus sativus (Indian pea)
Lineage: Eukaryota; Viridiplantae; Streptophyta; Magnoliopsida; Fabales; Fabaceae
Source: the annotation of a GenBank genome assembly